Molecule: messenger RNA, 1836 nt
Organism: Achroia grisella
Lineage: Eukaryota; Metazoa; Arthropoda; Insecta; Lepidoptera; Pyralidae
Product: pickpocket protein 28-like
Exons: 13
Biological process (GO): sodium ion transmembrane transport
Cellular component (GO): membrane
Molecular function (GO): ligand-gated sodium channel activity
Source: RefSeq, a predicted model, not a curated record
UGUAGAGCUGAAAGCAUUGAGAAACCGCCAGAAAGUGAUUGGAAUAGUCGGCAUGAGGUAAAAGUUAAAAGGAAACCCAAUUUUCUUAAAGAUUAUCUGAUUGAUUACACAUCAAAUUCAAAUCUUCAUGGUCUCAAAUAUAUUGGAGAGAAGCAGAGAACUUCACUUGAAAGGGUUUUCUGGCUGUUCAUAUUUACUUGCUGCGUGGUACUUUGUGCUGGUUUAAUAAGAAAAGUGUGGAUAAAAUGGAAUGUGAGUCCAGUCAUAGUCAGCUUUGCAGAAUCAUCCACCCCAGUGUGGCAGAUACCAUAUCCAGCUGUGACAGUCUGCUUGGAAACAAAAGCUAAACAGUCCGUGUUCAAUUUUACAGAAUAUUAUCACCUUUAUAAUGAUUCCGGUACACGUGAAAACCUAACUACUUACGAACGAAAUAUGUAUGAAGACUUGACGCUUGUUUGUGAUGAUCAUCUCGCUCCUGUUGGAGGAAGAAAAUUUGGUUACGGCAAUGACACUGUUGUAAACAUAAAAGAGGUGUCACCGAACAUAACAGAUACAUUUUUUGGAUGUAAGUGGAAAGAUAUCCCCAAAGAAACAUGUUCGGAUCUUUUCUCGCCUAUACUCACAGAGGAAGGACUAUGUUAUACAUUUAAUAAUUUAGGUGCUAAUGAACUUUUCAGAAUGGAAAACAUACAUAAAGAUUAUCAAUAUCUUGAACAUAAAAACCUAGCAAAAUCUUGGUCUUUAGAAGAUGGCUACGCACCGAUGACUCCUAUAGAAACAUAUCCCCAUAGAGGAUCUGGAUAUGGUGCAAAAGCCGGAUUGACAUUCUUGAUGAAAUCAAAACAAAUCGAUUUGGAUUUUCUUUGUAGAGGACCUGUACAAGGAUUUAAGAUUUUGCUGCAUAACCCAGCGGAAUUGCCUCGACUUUCACAACAGUAUUUUCGGUCUCCAUUAUCGCAAGAAGUUGUCGUUGCUGUUAAACCGAAAAUGAUGACCACCUCUGAGGGUCUGAGGGCGUAUGAUCCCAGCAGACGCCAGUGCUAUUUUCCUAGCGAGAGAUAUCUCAAUUAUUUUAAAAUCUAUACUCAAUCUAACUGUGAAAUGGAGUGUUUAACAAACUUUACAUAUGCACGAUGUGGCUGUGUUCAUUUCGGAAUGCCACACGGCCCGGAGAUGAAGGUAUGCAAUGCUGGCAGCAUGGCUUGCAUCAAAAAAGUACAAAUGGAGCUCGUAGUGGCAGAAGUGGAAGCUGGUUUAGAGAAGACGUAUGAACAGAACGAUACAAUUGGUGAGGCGAGAGAGAUAGCCUCCCGCUGUAGAUGUCUGCCAGCCUGCACCUCUAUCGAGUACGAAGCGGAGACCUCCCAGGCAGACUAUGAUUGGAAAGCUAUAUUUAGAGCCUACAGAUUAGAUAUACCAGCUGAAAUGAAUGACAUGAUGUAUUCACGUGUAAUGAUUUUCUUCAAAGAGCCACAGUUCAUAACAUCGCGACGAUCUGAACUCUACGGCCAGACGGACUUCCUUGCCAAUUGUGGCGGUCUUCUUGGGCUUUUCAUGGGUUUCUCUAUUCUGAGCGUGAUCGAAAUUCUAUACUUUUUUACAUUGAGACUAUGGUGUGUUAUUUGGAAUCGUCGCCGUAAUAAGAAAAAUUGUUCCGAUCUCCUCAAAGCUGCUGAUGUGGCCGCAAAACCUGAUAAGCAAAAUUACUGCGAUUAAACAAGUAUCAACUUUUAAUGUUAAUACCUAUUCCUCAUUUGUUACUUUAUGAAGUUAUCCUAAUAUUCAAUUACAAUUAUUGUUAGAAAUAACGCAUCAUAAAUUUUUAAAAUUUCUUAA